This is a messenger RNA of Nyctereutes procyonoides (raccoon dog), 1754 nucleotides long. RefSeq names its product keratin, type I cuticular Ha8-like. NCBI's taxonomy places the organism in Eukaryota, Metazoa, Chordata, Mammalia, Carnivora, Canidae. The record is from RefSeq and is a predicted model, not a curated record. Gene Ontology annotation, molecular function: structural molecule activity. The transcript is spliced from 7 exons. The coding region runs from base 72 to 1394 and encodes 440 amino acids.
GGGAUUGUCACACUUAGUGGCUUGGCCUUCCCAGCUGCUCUGAACCUUCUGUGCACCCUCAGCCCAACACCAUGACUUCCUGCUACAUCAACUCAUCCCACUGUCUGGGCAGCACCAAGAUGCCUACAGCAACAAAUGUCUGUGGCCCCUGCACUGACAUUGGAGGCCAGCCUGGGUCAGAGGGCAACGCUGCAUCUCUGUGUCUGUUGGCCACCAUCGCACAUGCCAACCGACCGCGUGUUGGGGCAACCCCUCUGGGCCAACCCAGCCUCUGUAUGCCCCACAGCUGCCAAACUGCUUGCCCCUUGCCAGGGACCCGCAACAUUCCUGGCAACAUUGGAGUCUGUGAGAACUAUGGGGAAGGCGCUCCCAAUGGCCAUGAGAAGGUGACCAUGCAGUUCCUGAAUGAUCGCCUGGCCAACUACCUGGAGAAGGUGCGCCAGCUGGAGAGGGACAAUGAGGAGCUGGAGACCAAGAUCCGAGAGUCAAGCAAAUGCCAUGAGUCCACUGUGUGUCCAGACUACCAGUCCUACUUUCAGACCAUCAAGGAGCUCCAGCAGAAGAUCCUGUGUAGCAAGGCUGAGAAUACCAGAAUGGUUAUCCAAAUUGACAAUGCCAAGCUGGCUGCUGAUGACUUUAGAAUCAAACACGAGAGUGAGCUCUCCCUGCGCCAGGUGGUAGAGGCGGACAUGUGUGGGAUGCACAAGCUCAUGGAUGACCUGAGCCUGGCCAAGGCUGACCUGGAGGCCCAGCAGGAGUCCCUGAAGGAGGAGCUGCUCUGCCUCAAGAGGAACCACGAACAGGAAGUGAGCAUUCUGAGGGGCCAGCUGGGGGACAAGCUCCAGAUUAAGCUGGAUGUUGAGCCCACCGUGGACCUGGGCAGGGUGCUGGAGGACAUGAGGUGCCACUAUGAGGCCAUGGUGCAGACCAGCCGCAAUGAUGUGGAGGAGUGGUUCCAAGAUCAGUCUGAGAGCAUCAGCCAGCAGGACAUGUCCUGCUCCGAGGAGCUGCGGUGCUGCCAGUCGGAGAUCCUGGAGCUGAGACGCACGGUGAACGCCCUGGAGGUGGAGCUUCAGGCCCAGCACACGCUGAAAGACUGUCUGCAGAACUCUCUGUGUGAAGCCGAUGCCCGUUUUGGCACGGAGCUGGCCCAGAUGCAGAUCCUGAUCAGCAACGUGGAGGAGCAGUUGUCUGAGAUCCGGGGUGACCUGGAGCGGCAGAACCAGGAGUACCAGGUGCUGCUGGACGUCAAGGCUCGGCUGGAGUGUGAGAUUGCCACGUACCGGAAACUUCUGGAGAGUGAGGAUUGCAAACUCCCCAUCAACCCCUGCUCUACGGCUGCUUCCCGUGUCCUUGGGCCAAGCUGUGCCCCUGCCACCUGCAACCCUCUCUAAGCCAGUGGGACCAGCACUGAGAACCGAUUCUGAAGGUCUGCGUUGCAGUGUGGGAGGUCAAGGCUGGUUGCACUGGAGCUAGGAUUGCCCUCACCUGCUUAGUUUUCCUUCCAGGGAGACCAAACUCACUGGAGGCAUUUUCAAUGAGUCAAAGUGUGACAGAAACUUCUAAGCAGUGGCUCCCUGUGUGUCCCUUUGCUGCAUUCCACCCCACCCCCCAAUGCUGUAAUUGUCGUUCACCUAAGCUAUUGUUUGCUCCCAGGACCUCUUCUGGGAUUUUGGUUCUACUCCAGUGCUUCAAACUCUCCUAAGAUGUAAUUGGGUUCCUGUACCAAAUGGUGAAUAAAACUCCUUCCUGCA